AUGUCACUGAUGGGCCCACCUUGUGUCCAAGCUGGGGUGCCUGGAAGAGCCCCCAGGACAGGAGGGCCAGGGGAGCUCGGACAUGAGAAGGGGCGGCGCCCAGCAGGAGCCGCAGGACUCCCCGGCCUCAGCCCCAGCUCCCAGGGUGGCGGCCCCUUGGGUUCCAGCUGCCCCCGCCCCCAGGGCCCCCCGUGCCUCCAGCCCUACCUCAUCGUCUUGACCCAUUUCCAUUCCGUCAUAGAGCUGCCUCCUCGGACUCUGGCCUCUCCCACCUGCUUCCAGGGCCUCUCCGGUGCUUCUCCUCAGGGCCAAGGCGCCCCAAGAGACAGGGGCUCUCUCUCCCUAGCCACAGGGGUGGCCUUUGGAGAUGGAGCCCUGGGGACAACGACCGUUCUGGGGGACUCAGGAGGGAGAGCUCUGUCCCCGGGCCCAGAACACCUGGGAGGAGCCAGCGCCUGGGGGGCCAGCCAGACAGAGCCUGGACCCCCGUCCAGAACCAAGCUGGGCUUUGGGCACAGGUGCCCCAAGCCUGGUCCCUGCACUGGGGCUCCGGACCCAAGAAACCGCCCAGCAAAGCUGUGA
Messenger RNA from Rangifer tarandus platyrhynchus (Svalbard reindeer), 582 nucleotides. Lineage: Eukaryota; Metazoa; Chordata; Mammalia; Artiodactyla; Cervidae. The record is from the annotation of a GenBank genome assembly.